UAGAACCAUCAUUUCAAGUCCUUCCAAGGUUGAUCGUUCAACUUUCAUUCUUUCAUCGAGUUAUUGUAUAUUAAUACCUGAGCUGUACAUGAAAACCGUCACAUAUUACGUGUCAUCAUCAUCGAGGAGGACGAAUUUCGCUCGCGCUGGGCCUGACAAGCGAUGGUCAAUGAUGGGUCUUCCCGAGGUCAAUGUCCAGGACUACUACCAGCGACUCAUCGAUCGUCAUUUGAUACCCGGCUCACAAACAAGCCAAGAUCCUAGCCCGAUUUCCCUGCGUCCUCGUUGCCCAAUCUGCUCGCACCGUCUGAUGGCGUGCAGUAGUUGUUCUGUCGUCACCUGCGGUGCUAAUCCUCGAUGUGCGGGUGGUGACCUCGUCCCCAUGUUGUCCUGUUGCUCCUACGAUAAAAUGAUGUUCUGCACGGACUGCGUCACGGAGAACUACUCAGGUUUACUUAGCGAGUGUGUACUCUGCGAAGCCAACUAUUGCUCAAGGCUCAUGACGAAAUUCACUACUGCCGUAUGGAAGAAGUGUGAUGAGCGCAGCUGGGAGCCUCACGAGCACGAUGACCAAGGCGUUUGUCUUCAUUGCAUUGAAUCCAUUCACGGUCAUGUAGCUUGUCCUUGCGGACGGACGUGGGUUUGUGGCGUAUGUGCUCAGAAGAAGGAACAGAAGAGUGGCCGACGCUGUCCGAGAUGUCAAACGUUUUAUUGCUUCUAUUGGUGCGAGUACAUGAACAUUUGCGCCAUGUGUCAAAAGGCGACGCUAUGCAGCGAUUGCAUGGAAGAAGAUAUGUCCGGCGAGGAAGGGUCUUCGCUGACCACGCACGAGGAAGGAUCUUCACGGGCAAACAAGGGUGUAGUUCUUGUGGAGACGUGCGAAAAAUGCCGGCUCGGCAUCUGCUCGGACUGCGCUACAGAAUAUGUUUUUGACUUAACUUGUGGAGCCUGUGAAAAUAUUCAUUGCCAGGAUUGCGGGGGCGAUGAGCGGUGUACGGGUUGUGGGGUCCCAUUGUGCCUGAAUUGCAUAGAGACGAACUCCCAGUGUCCGUGCGGCACGGAGAUUCAGGAUAGUGAGGAUGAAUCCUCUUCAGAGAGCUCAGACUAAAACAUCUUUAACGAGCCCAGUGACGCACUACUUCAUACUUAGUAAGUAGGACUAUAUCAAACGCAAGGCUUGGGCUUGAAGCUUGAUCAUGAGCCCGUCUACGAGUGGCGUCGAAUAUACGUGUCGUUGUGCUUGGCUUGGGUUUGAGUUCAUGCUACAAGUUCCUCGACAAAAUAUGUUUCCCUCGUGGACACAACUAAGUACGAGGAUUCUCAGUGCGGGGG
Messenger RNA from Suillus paluster, 1332 nucleotides. RefSeq lists its product as uncharacterized. Bases 89 to 1108 code for a protein of 339 amino acids. Lineage: Eukaryota; Fungi; Basidiomycota; Agaricomycetes; Boletales; Suillaceae. The transcript has 4 exons. The record is from RefSeq and is a predicted model, not a curated record.